Messenger RNA from Lingula anatina, 981 nucleotides. RefSeq lists its product as uncharacterized. The record is from RefSeq and is a predicted model, not a curated record. Gene Ontology annotation, molecular function: zinc ion binding. Lineage: Eukaryota; Metazoa; Brachiopoda; Lingulata; Lingulida; Lingulidae. Gene Ontology annotation, cellular component: nucleus.
AUGCCAGAGAGAAAAAGGAAGAAAAAUGGAAAACUUACCUCAAAGGGGAAGAAGAAAACCCUGCAACCCAAGCAGCUAGAGUACAGUCCAAAUGGAUUAGUUAACCCCAAUGCCAAAUAUGAAGGAAGCAAAGCGUCACAGAAAAAGCAUAAAAGGAAAAAAGUCCAAAAAGUUUCUUUGAAAGAUAAGAUGAGAUGCAGGGAGAUAGAAGAGAGAGGUGUGUGGGUGCAGUGUGGUUCCAGCAGCUGUAUGAAGUGGAGAUAUCUUCACCACAUUACUGACCCCUCUCAGAUACCAGACCAGUGGUUCUGUUUCUUGAAUACAGAUCCUGAGCACAAUUCCUGUGACAAGGUGGAAGAAGAUUAUGAUGAAGAUGAUGCUGCUUACGAGUUCACUCAGUACACAGAGGGUUCCUUAGUCUGGAGUAAGAUGGAUGGAUAUCCUUGUCUGCCUGCUCAAGGAGACAGCACACUGGAGCCCCAGNUUUUAUACAAACCUGAUACUAGCCACUAUCACGUGGUAUUCUUUGACACCAGGGUCUCCAGAGCCUGGAUAAAAGCUGCCAGAAUGUUGCCUUUCACUGGGAAAGAGGGUGUGGCAGAAAUUGGGCUGCCCAGGAUAAAGGGUCAUGACUACACCAAGGAGGUGAACAGAGCCAAGGAGAUGGCACUUCAGGCUUUGGGGAAGUCUAUUAAGGAGAGGCUGGCAGAGUAUGGUUUUGCUGGGAGGUUUGUUGGUCACUGGGGAACAGAAUCUGUCACCUGUAGUCAAGAUUCUAGUGAAACUAAGAAAAGGAAAAGCUCUAAGAAGCGACAUGGUGAUGUGCCCAGGUUGGAGGACUCGGAGUUUGAUGAGAUGUUGGAGGGAGCACAAGAUGUACUAGACAAUGUGGAACAGGUGCUGGAUGAAUUAAUGUGUAGUCAAGAGAGCUUCACAGGUGUGUAUACAGUCACUGGACCAAUUACAGAACCCUUUCAUUGA